Molecule: messenger RNA, 2295 nt
Organism: Batrachochytrium dendrobatidis JAM81
Lineage: Eukaryota; Fungi; Chytridiomycota; Chytridiomycetes; Rhizophydiales
Product: glutamine--fructose-6-phosphate transaminase (isomerizing) GFA1
Exons: 9
Coding region: 7-2079 (690 amino acids)
Biological process (GO): protein N-linked glycosylation; fructose 6-phosphate metabolic process; UDP-N-acetylglucosamine metabolic process
Molecular function (GO): L-glutamine:D-fructose-6-phosphate transaminase (isomerizing) activity; carbohydrate derivative binding
Source: RefSeq, a predicted model, not a curated record
UUGAACAUGUGUGGUAUUUUUGCAUACUUGAACUAUCUGGUUGAAAAAGACCGUCGCUAUAUUGUCGAUACUUUAUUGACUGGUCUGUCACGCUUGGAAUACAGAGGCUACGACAGUGCUGGUAUUGCUAUCGAUGGAGAUCAGGAAGGCACGGCUUUGAUCUACAAAGAGGUUGGCAAAGUCGCCGCGCUCCGCAAAAAGAUUGUUGAAGACAAGACUAUUGAUUUUAGUAAAACCUUUGUCAGUCACACCAGUAUGGCUCAUACUCGCUGGGCCACCCACGGACAACCCUCUGAACGCAACUCGCAUCCUCAUCGAUCUGAUCCUAAAAACGAGUUUCUUGUUGUUCAUAAUGGUAUCAUUACCAACUACAAAGAGUUGAGAACUGUUCUUGAAAAGAAGGGCUAUGUGUUCGAGUCGGACACAGAUACCGAGUGUAUUGCAAAACUUGCCAAAUACCUGUUCGACUCGCAAAAAGGUGCCAAACUUUCCAUGACUUCGCUUAUCAAAGCAGUUGUCAAGGAACUCGAGGGUGCUUUUGCCAUCAUCAUCAAGAGCACUCAUUUCCCUCACGAAAUCAUUGCUGCUCGUCGUGGUUCUCCCUUGCUUAUUGGUGUAAAAACCGAAAAGAAACUCAAAGUAGACUUUGUCGAUGUUGAAUUUGGAGGUGCCGACGGUACUGAGAAAAUCCCAGAAGAUGAUGGCAGCAUGCUAAUUCCAGCAAAUGCCCAACAUGGUGCAAUUCGACGCAGUCAGUCCCGUGCCUUUUUAAGCGAGGAUGGCAUGCCUCAGCCCAUCGAGUACUUUAUGGCUUCAGAUCCCUCAGCUGUUGUAGAACACACUAAGCGUGUUUUGUAUCUCGAGGACAAUGAUAUUGCCCACAUCAACGAAGGCGAACUGCAUAUCCAUCGUCUUCGUCGUGAGGAUGGUAUUUCAUCAAUUCGUUCGAUCCAAACUCUUGAAAUGGAGAUUGCUGAGAUCAUGAAGGGAUCUUUUGAUCAUUUUAUGCAAAAGGAAAUUUACGAGCAGCCCGAGUCAGUUGUGAACACUAUGCGUGGUCGUAUCAACUUUGAUGAUGGAACGGUUAACCUUGGAGGUCUCAAAGCGUUUUUACCCACCAUUCGUCGCUGUCGUCGUAUUGUGUUUAAUGCAUGUGGCACCAGUUUCCAUAGCUGUCUUGCAACACGCGCAACAUUUGAAGAGCUCACUGAGAUUCCUGUCAGCGUGGAGCUUGCAUCGGAUUUCCUUGACAGAGGCACUCCAAUCUUUCGUGAUGAUGUGUGCAUCUUUGUGUCCCAAUCGGGUGAAACUGCAGACACUAUGCUUGCGCUUCGCUACUGUCUUGAGCGUGGUGCUCUAUGUGUCGGCAUCACUAAUACUGUUGGCUCUUCCAUUUCUCGUGAAACACACUGUGGUGUGCAUAUCAACGCUGGUCCUGAAAUUGGUGUAGCUAGUACCAAGGCAUACACUAGUCAGUAUAUUGCCUUGAUUAUGAUGGCUCUUGAGCUUUCGGCUGAUCGUAUUUCUCUCGCCAAUCGUCGCAAAAAUAUCAUCGAUGAUCUUUAUCAGCUUCCCAAAUACAUCAAGGAAACUCUCGCUCUUGAUGGCGAGCUGCGUACUCUUGCCAAAUCUACUCUUCUUAAGGAGAAAUCUCUUUUGAUUAUGGGUCGUGGCUACCAAUAUGCUACUUGUCUGGAGGGUGCUCUCAAAAUUAAAGAGGUUUCAUACAUGCACAGCGAGGGUAUUCUUGCUGGUGAACUCAAGCACGGUCCCUUGGCACUUAUUGAUGAGAACAUGCCUGUCAUUCUUGUAAUGACCAACGACUCUCUCUACCCCAAGGUUCAGAGUGCUUUACAGCAAGUCACUGCGCGCAAAGGACAGCCAAUUAUCAUUUGCAACAAGAACGAUGCUAAUAUUUCUGAGCAAUUCCAAACCAUUCGCGUUCCCCAGCUGGUAGAUUGUCUGCAGGGCAUCAUCAACAUCAUUCCCUUGCAGCUUCUGUCAUACCACCUUGCUGUUAUGAACGGCGUUGAUGUUGAUUUCCCCCGCAAUCUUGCCAAGUCGGUGACAGUUGAGUAAGCAAGUGGGCCAAGCUUUUUUAAUAUGGUGUCAAAGUGAUUCUUUGACAGCAUGGUUACCCUUUAUUCCAUUGCUACUCAUCAAACGAGUCUACUUUUCUCAUUGCUGCGUGCGAGUCUUAUACUUUCUGGUUUUAACAAGUAAUAACGGCAAAGUUUUUAGCCAUGUCUAAUUUGAUGAAGUCGUUGACUUAAUGAAAACCCAUUAUAAAAAUUC